GCCGUUGAACCAUUCUAGAUGUUGAGACCCUGCAUAUUUAGUGCAACUUGAUGAAGUACUUAUCUCAAUGUAUUCAGGUCGAGGUCUGACGUGAGAUAACAUCUUAGAGCUCUCUCGUUGAGAUUCAAAACGAGUUGGACUGUCUUGACAUGAAAAUCCGCAGCGACCAUCACAAUGUUUUACAAACCUAUCAUCAGUGUCAUUUCGCCAUCUCCUGCGUAAAAAUACCUCGGGGUAUCCCUGAAAAUGUCAAAGCCUUCUAUCGAAAAGCAAGGGAAGCUGUUCGAACAACUGAGGGCAGUGGCGGUUGUGUGCAACAACAAACUAUUUUAUGGUAUCUAGGAAGACACCAUUGGCGACGAUGGCAAGCACUAGUUAGCGAGGCCAAUCUAGCGCUGGCGACGGACUGUUUUGGCCAAAGAAUGAAUGCAAACAAUGGCCACGAUGGCCAGGAAAUCUUGUAGAUGGCUUUUUCGAGCUGGGAUACAGUGCUGGAGAA
This is a messenger RNA of Aspergillus wentii DTO 134E9, 499 nucleotides long. RefSeq lists its product as uncharacterized. The record is from RefSeq and is a predicted model, not a curated record. NCBI's taxonomy places the organism in Eukaryota, Fungi, Ascomycota, Eurotiomycetes, Eurotiales, Aspergillaceae. The coding region runs from base 150 to 464 and encodes 104 amino acids. The transcript has a single exon.